Pungitius pungitius (ninespine stickleback) is the source of this 3786-nucleotide messenger RNA. It is a transcript of the gene fig4a, whose product is annotated as FIG4 phosphoinositide 5-phosphatase a. The coding region runs from base 214 to 2943 and encodes 909 amino acids. The record is from RefSeq and is a predicted model, not a curated record. Gene Ontology annotation, molecular function: phosphatidylinositol-3,5-bisphosphate 5-phosphatase activity. Gene Ontology annotation, biological process: phosphatidylinositol dephosphorylation. NCBI's taxonomy places the organism in Eukaryota, Metazoa, Chordata, Actinopteri, Perciformes, Gasterosteidae. Gene Ontology annotation, cellular component: intracellular membrane-bounded organelle. The transcript is spliced from 24 exons.
ACUUACAUGCUAGCUGUACUUACCUGAGCAGAUUAAACACACAAUUAAUGAUUCAAACACGUUGAAAGAAGAUGUUUAGGCUACCGGAGGAAAUGCAUAUUAUCUAAACCGGUGAUGACUUUUGGCUAACGCAACUAGCUAACGUAAAAUAGCUAAAUUAAUGCUCGUCUUCUCCACUGGAUUCUGACAGUUUGGAGAACACGGGGUUAAAAAAUGCCUCAGUCAGCCGCUACCAUCAGUGGGAUCCAGAGGAUGGUUCUGUACGAAACCAGAGCCAGGUAUUUUUUGGUGGGAACCAAUCAGGCACAAACAAGACACAGAGUCCUGAAGAUUGACCGCACUGAGCCCAAGGACCUGGUCAUCAUUGAUGAUAAGCAUGUGUACAACCAGCAAGAGGUCCGGGAGUUGCUGGGCCGCCUGGACCUGGGAAACCGCACCAAGAUUGGGCAGAAGGGUUCUUCGGGACUGUCCAGGUCUUUCUCAGCCUUUGGCAUUGUGGGUUUUGUGCGUUUCCUUGAAGGCCACUACAUUGUGUUGAUCACCAAGCGUAGAAAGAUGGCCGACAUUGGUGGCCACUCCAUCUACAAAAUUGAAGACACCAGCAUGAUCUACAUUCCCAAUGACUCUGUCAGGGUUACACACCCGGAUGAAGCAAGAUAUGUGCGUAUCUUUCAGAACGUGGACCUAUCCAGUAACUUUUACUUCAGCUACAGCUACGACCUCAGCCAUUCGCUGCAGUACAACCUCACUCUGCUGCAGAGGCCUUACGAGCUGUGGUCGUCACCAACUUCCUUCGCUGAGGAAGAAGUACAAAAACAGAGCAAGCAUGACAGCUUCGACAUCUUUGAAGACGAGGGUCUACCGACACAAGUGCUUUACGGCGUGCAGAGCGAGCCGUACCACAAGUACGUGUGGAACGGGAAGCUGCUGGAACGAGUCAAGGACAUAGUGCAUCGUGACUGGCUCAUGUAUAUAAUCCACGGCUUUUGUGGCCAGUCCAAGCUUCUGAUCUACGGCCGACCGGUUCACAUCACCCUUAUUGCCAGGCGCUCCAGCAAAUUUGCCGGUACUCGCUUCCUCAAAAGAGGAGCCAACUGUGAGGGGGAUGUGGCUAAUGAAGUGGAGACAGAGCAGAUCGUCAAUGACGCCUCAGUCAUGUCCCUCACAGCAGGAAGUUACUCCUCAUACGUCCAGGUGCGAGGUUCAGUCCCGCUCUACUGGUCCCAGGACAUUUCCACCAUGAUGCCAAAACCCCCAAUACGAUUGGACCAAGCGGACCCCUACGCCCACGUGGCUGCGCUCCAUUUUGACCAGAUGCUGCAGCGUUUCGGCUCUCCCAUCAUCAUCCUCAACCUGGUCAAGAAAAGAGAGAAAAGGAAGCACGAGAAGAUUCUGAGUGAAGAGCUCUACCCAGCUGUGAUCAACCUCAAUCAGUUCCUCCCUCCAGAAAACUGCAUCGAUUACAUUGCCUGGGACAUGGCCCGCUACACCAAGAGUAAGUUGUGCAACGUCCUGGACCGUCUGAGUAUGAUCGCAGAGAACGUGGUUAAGCGCACAGGUUUCUUCAGUAAUCGCUCCAACUUCUACUGUCACACCAUCAGACCGGAUGACCGGUGGGGGGAUUUAGGUGGAUACAUCACAGCCAGUGGUCGGGUGCAGACGGGUGUGUUGCGGACCAACUGCGUGGACUGUCUGGAUCGGACCAACACUGCUCAGUUCAUGGUGGGGAAGUGUGCGUUGGCCUAUCAGCUUUAUGCACUAGGAAUGAUUGACAAGCCGAAACUCCAGUUUGACACCGACUGUGUGAGGUUGUUCGAGGAGCUGUACGAGGACCACGGAGACACUUUGUCGCUGCAGUACGGCGGCUCCCAGUUGGUCCACAGGGUCAAGACCUACCGCAAGAUCGCUCCCUGGACACAACACUCAAAGGACAUCAUGCAGACACUGUCGCGCUACUACAGCAAUGCUUUCUCAGAUGCUGACCGACAGGACGCCAUCAACUUGUUUCUUCAGGUCUACCAGCCAUCAGAGUCCAAGCCGCACCUGUGGGAGCUGCCCACCGACUUCUACCUGCAUCAGAGGAACACCAUGGCGCUCCCCCUGGACAGACGCAGUUACACAAUGUGGUGGUCAGCAGGAAUCUUGCCCUACCUCCCUGUGGCCUAUGAUGAAGUCUCCUGCGAGGACACCAGGAAGAAGGUCAAAGUGAGGAGAGUGAACCGCUUUGAGGAGAGCAUCGACAUCUACACCGAAUUCUUCAAACCGUACGAGCUCACCUCCUUCGAUGACACCUUCUGCAUCGCCAUGACCAACUCUGCCAGGGAAUUCAUGCCCAAGACAGUUGGAGUGGACCCAAGUCCCUUCACAGUCCGCAAGCCAGAGGAAACGGGAAAGUCAGUGCUGGGCAACAAGAGCAGCAAGGAGGAGACGCUGCUCCAGAGGAAAACUGCAGCCAGCGCGCCUCCUCCCCCGAGUGAAGAGGCCAUCAGCAGCACGUCGGAGGACGACUCUGAGGAGGACCGCGACGAUGACGCCUCCGUGUCCCAACGCUCCACCCCAAUCAAGCUGCUCACGGAGUCUGGAGAGAGCACCCGCACACAGGAGGAGAUCCAGCAGCAGUCGGUAAAAGAGCCCUACGGACUCAAUCUGGCUGAGUUUCCUGCUGAGACAGACCUGCUCAUUUAUGAAAGGUUUGCACAUCUGGGUGAGAGCCAGCACAGGGUGGAAAGAACCGAACGCAUAAACCUUGCAAACAUCAUCUGCCUAGAGCCGGUGUCCUGCUUCCCGGAGGACAGCAUCUACAGCCUCUCUCCACCGCAGGUUGACCGAGACAGCCGGGAGGAGUUUGAGAGCAGCGUGCUGACGGGUCGGGGGCAGGUGCGGGCGCUCUGCAGGGAGGACAUGUUGAUGUACCGCGAGUACGUCAAGAACAGAUACAUGUAAGACGGAGACGACACAGAGACCAUGCCGACCGGGUCUCUGUCACCGAUAUGCAAAUCCUGAUUGGCUGAUCCAAUCGCUUUGACCUGACUUUGUUUUGAGCUGCAGGACGGAGCGAGAGACAGUUUUUCCUGCAGAUGAGGUUGCAUGUGCCACCCAUGUGUCCUGUAUUUGGACCAGGUUGAUUUUCUUUUUUGUUUUAAUGUGCCCUUUGUUUUGUUGCUUUAAAUCUUAUGCAGGUAUGUGAGUUUGUCCAUAUGCGUUAGCAGGCUACCUCUGUGGUGCUUUUUUGUAUUUAUUUCAAUUCAAUUUUAAUUGCAACUGUUUUAAUAAAGUUUAUUUUAUUAAAUUGUAUGUAUUGAACUUAAAUUGUUUGGACUCUGAAGUAUUUUGAAUCUUAAAUAUUUAAAUAGCAUUCGGGGCAUUCAUUUAGCUGUUUAAGAACAUAUCCAGAUAACGUUGUUUUCUUUUUGUCAUCACAUAAAAGUCAUCACUGAUACCUCGACAUUGUGGGUCUUUUAGUUUACAAAACUUCACACUGAUUUAGUUUGGCCUAAAUGCAUCUCAGCUGAUUACUACCUAACAUGUAUUUAUGAGCACAGCGCUUCAAAAAGGCUUUACUCCUCUACUUUUUAUGCUGUAUGUAUUGUUUACGCACGUAUUGUCACAAAAACAUUUAUCGCUCUUCACUCCCUCCAACUGUCCUCUCAUUUCUUCCUACUUCAUUCUUCUCGCCUGAUUCAGCCUUUCCACUUGUAUGCUGUCAGUCACACUUUCUCCUCACUUCAGAUGACGGAAUAUGCUUUAUAAGUCACGCAUCGAAAAUAAAACCUGGAACUUCACCUG